Molecule: messenger RNA, 1228 nt
Organism: Prorocentrum cordatum
Lineage: Eukaryota; Dinophyceae; Prorocentrales; Prorocentraceae
Source: the annotation of a GenBank genome assembly
AGAGGAGAGAGGUCAAGGGGUCCCCCCGCCGGGCUGCCGCCCGCCGCCGGGCGCCGCGCGGGCAGGUCCGAGGCGCCGCCGCCAUAGCGGCCCCCGCGCCUGGAGGUUCCAACGACAACCUCCCGUUCUAGCAAGAUUCUUCUCGCCCGUGGGAAGGGCAAGAUUUUCUCGCCCGUGGGAAGGGCAAGAUUGUUCUCGCCCGUGGGAAGGGCAAGAUUCAGUGUUCUCGCCCGUUGGUAGGGCAAGAUUGUUCUCGCCCGCUGGAAGGCAAGAUUGUUCUCGCCCGCUGGAGGGCAUUACUCGACGUGACCCCGAGCAUAUAUCAAGAUGUUGCCACAGAUGUCGUCAGAGGACUUCUUCGCCAAGCUGGACGAGAGGCUGGGCAAGCAGAUCGAAGAGAAGAUCAAGCCUGUUCGAACUGGUUUGGAAAGCUUACAAAGUACGGUAGCAUCGCACAACGAGCAGAUCCAGGCACUCCAGAACGACAUGUUUACGAUGAAGACCGGCCCUGGCAGCGGGGUGAGCACCGAUGCAGGUAGUGCGACGGGAAUCCCGACGACCAGAGCAUUUGUACCUUCAAAGAUUAUUUUGAAAAAUUUUGCUGAAUAUGCCACCAGGAAGGACACCGGGAUAGACCGACCGCAGGCCGAGCUGUUGAUUACGAAGCUAGUGGAGGCGGCGCCACCGUCCCUCAAACCAAAGAUCCAUCACGAGAAAAUGACUCUCGGGCGAGGUGCGAAAUCUGACAGGGUUUUCGUCCCCGUGGAGACGGGCUUCGCGGAGGAAAUCGCUGGGUUGUUCGAGGCCGCGCUCGCCUCCUACACGUUCAGCGGGCGCAAAGUCUGGGCUCAGAUCGAGAGGGAGCCGGCGGUCCAGCAACGGUUUUCAGCGUUUGGGAAGACCCAGGACUUCAUCCGGACGGUGUUGAUGCAGAACGCCGGGCAGGUGUCUAUCCAGUGCACGUGGCAACCCGAUUUCCACAUCUUGGUUAACAACCUUGAGGCUGGCAUAAUCGAUGCCGAGGGCCGCGCGCAGUUCUCUGAGGAGUGGUGCCAGCAGGUGUUGUCCCGGAGUGCCGGCGAGGUGCACAAGCAGCUGCGCCUGUUCCGCGGUAGCGGGCGCUGAUCGGCCACAGUAGACCACCUGUCACUGAUCUCUUGGAAUGUCAAUUUCAAGUGUGUGAAGGCGGCGGGUAGGGUAUGCCGGGCAACUCGGAAUUUGGGGGUGG